Messenger RNA from Dryobates pubescens (Downy woodpecker), 3643 nucleotides. RefSeq names its product DEAH-box helicase 15 (gene DHX15). The transcript has 14 exons. Gene Ontology annotation, molecular function: RNA binding; RNA helicase activity; ATP binding. The coding region runs from base 181 to 2478 and encodes 765 amino acids. NCBI's taxonomy places the organism in Eukaryota, Metazoa, Chordata, Aves, Piciformes, Picidae. Gene Ontology annotation, cellular component: intracellular anatomical structure; spliceosomal complex. The record is from RefSeq and is a predicted model, not a curated record.
GCGCUUCCUUCCGGCCGCCAUUUUAGUUGCUGUGCCUGGCCUCGCGGCACCGCUGCUGUUGCUGCUGUUCGAGGAGCGGAGAGCGCGUCCCGCCGCACCCAGCCCGUCCGCCGCCCCGCCUGCCGCCGCCACCGCAGCGAGCGGCUGCUCGCCACCCCGCUCGCCACCCUCCCCGUCGCCAUGUCCAAGCGCCACCGCCUCGAUUUGGGGGACGAUUACAGCUCCAGCAAGAAACGCAGCACCGAUGGGAAAGACCGGGAUCGGGACCGGGAUCGUGAUGACCGUUCUAAAGAUCGUGACAGAGAUCGUGACAGAGAUAGAGAUCGUGACAGAGAAAGGGACAAGGAAAAAGAUUUGCGCUCUACGUCCAACUCUGCAUAUUAUGGGGCUGCUGGGUUACCAGCCAUAAAACCAGCAAUGAUUCCACACAGUAUUAAUCCUUUCACGAAUCUCCCCCACACGCCACGAUACUACGACAUCCUGAAAAAAAGGCUACAGCUUCCCGUCUGGGAGUACAAAGAAAGAUUUACGGAUAUUUUGGUUAGGCAUCAGUCAUUUGUGCUGGUUGGAGAGACUGGGUCUGGUAAAACAACACAGAUCCCUCAAUGGUGUGUUGACUACAUGCGCUCAUUACCUGGACCAAAGAGAGGAGUAGCAUGUACCCAGCCUAGGAGAGUAGCUGCAAUGAGUGUGGCACAGCGGGUGGCUGAUGAGAUGGAUGUCAUGCUGGGCCAGGAAGUUGGUUACUCAAUUCGAUUUGAAGACUGCAGUAGUGCAAAAACCAUUUUGAAGUAUAUGACUGAUGGUAUGUUACUUCGUGAAGCAAUGAAUGAUCCUUUGCUGGAGCGCUAUGGAGUUAUAAUUCUUGACGAGGCCCAUGAGAGAACACUGGCUACUGACAUUUUGAUGGGUGUUUUGAAGGAAGUUGUAAGACAGAGGUCUGAUUUGAAGGUUAUAGUUAUGAGUGCCACUUUAGAUGCUGGCAAGUUUCAGAUCUAUUUUGAUAACUGUCCUCUUCUAACUAUCCCGGGUCGCACCCAUCCUGUGGAGAUCUUCUACACUCCAGAACCAGAAAGGGACUACCUGGAAGCUGCCAUUCGUACAGUGAUACAAAUUCACAUGUGUGAAGAGGAAGAAGGAGAUCUCUUACUUUUUCUUACAGGACAGGAGGAGAUUGAUGAAGCCUGCAAGAGGAUAAAACGUGAAAUUGAUGAUUUAGGCCCUGAAGUUGGCGACAUCAAAAUCAUUCCAUUGUAUUCCACCCUUCCGCCACAGCAGCAGCAAAGGAUUUUUGAACCUCCCCCACCCAAAAAACAAAAUGGAGCAAUAGGAAGAAAGGUGGUUGUGUCCACAAAUAUUGCUGAGACAUCAUUAACAAUAGAUGGUGUUGUAUUUGUGAUUGAUCCUGGCUUUGCAAAACAGAAGGUGUACAAUCCUCGUAUCAGAGUGGAGUCUCUCUUAGUGACUGCCAUUAGCAAAGCUUCCGCGCAGCAGCGAGCUGGCCGUGCUGGUCGUACUAGACCAGGCAAGUGCUUCAGGCUGUAUACAGAGAAGGCUUACAAAACUGAAAUGCAGGACAACACAUACCCUGAAAUUUUGAGGUCUAACUUAGGAUCUGUAGUAUUGCAGCUCAAGAAGCUUGGUAUAGAUGAUUUGGUGCACUUUGAUUUUAUGGAUCCUCCAGCUCCUGAAACUCUGAUGAGAGCAUUAGAGCUUUUGAAUUACCUGGCUGCUUUAAAUGAUGAUGGAGACUUGACUGAGUUGGGAUCUAUGAUGGCUGAAUUUCCAUUGGACCCACAGCUGGCUAAAAUGGUUAUUGCAAGUUGUGACUACAACUGCUCUAAUGAGGUCCUAUCAAUUACUGCCAUGUUGUCAGUCCCACAGUGUUUUGUUCGCCCCACGGAAGCAAAGAAAGCAGCAGAUGAAGCCAAGAUGAGGUUUGCCCAUAUAGAUGGAGAUCAUUUGACGUUGCUGAAUGUCUACCACGCUUUCAAACAAAAUCAUGAGUCGGUUCAGUGGUGUUAUGACAACUUCAUUAACUACAGGUCCCUGAUGUCUGCAGACAAUGUACGCCAACAGCUGUCACGAAUCAUGGACAGAUUUAAUUUGCCUCGUAGAAGCACAGACUUCACCAGCCGAGACUAUUACAUCAACAUAAGAAAGGCAUUAGUUACUGGCUAUUUCAUGCAGGUGGCACAUUUGGAACGAACAGGGCAUUACUUAACAGUAAAAGAUAACCAGGUGGUGCAGUUACAUCCCUCCACUGUUCUUGACCAUAAACCAGAAUGGGUGCUCUAUAAUGAGUUUGUCCUUACAACAAAGAAUUACAUCCGGACAUGUACAGACAUCAAGCCAGAAUGGCUGGUGAAAAUUGCCCCUCAGUACUACGACAUGAGCAAUUUCCCACAGUGCGAAGCAAAGAGACAGUUGGAUCGGAUCAUUGCCAAACUGCAGUCCAAGGAAUACUCACAGUACUGAAUUUGUGUGUUGAACUGAAGUUAUUCAGAGGACAGCUUUAAGAGAUGAAAGGAUUCAAAGUUCAAGUUGUGCUCUUCACUUUGGUUCAAUAAUGGCCUUUAUUUUGAAAGCUUUUUAAUUUUUCUUUUACAGUAAAUAUUCCAUUCUGAUUUCAUAAAUUAAACAUUUAUGCCUCCCUUUUUGUGUUGACACUGUAGCUCAUACUGGAAAAGCUGAUCAAUGUUUUGCAGUUUAUUGAAAGUAGUUCUAUAUAUAACAAUGUUAUAAGCAUUUCUUUAGAAAUGGUUGAAAAUGCUUCUAAAAAAUGUGAUUAUCGACCAUGGUAUGCAUGAUCGUUGUAAUUGUUGACAUUCCUUUUAGAAGUUGUGAGAUGUUACAACUUGUGCUUCUGUAGACACAAUCUUCGGCUUCAGUACAAAGGUACUGACUUCAAUAAAGUCUAUUUAUACUAAUUUGGUGCCACAGUAUGUCAGUAUUUCUACUGUUCUGAUCAAAACACGAGCAGCCCUUCGGUCUCCUGUCGAACUGCUGCUUUGUUGGUGCGGCAGCGGUCGGAUGUUUUGCUCCGAGGAGCGUGGAUGCUUAAGCGGCACAGCCACAGUGACAGCAGGAUAAUGCAGACGCUGUUGGGCCCUUGCAAACUUGUUUAAAUUAUGUGAGGAAGUGUUUUAAAACCGAGAUGCAUGCAGAUGUCUUUGGAGAAUGCUUUCUUCAAAUGCAUUCCUAGAUGUUUCUUGGGCAGGACUGUAGUUGUGUCUCCUGUAAAGUGAAGUGUCUGUAGCCACUGAGAAAUGGCUCUGCUGGGUGACGUUCAGGUACAGUUCAGGGUCAACACAAAUAAAACUGUGAGCAGCACUGUAGGCAAGGUGCCUCCAUUGUAACUUUGUAGUGGUUUUUAGUGCAACAGACUUGAUGGUAUUUUCCAUUUGGGAAAACUAAGCCCACAUGGAAUGUACAGUCAGAUUUGGUCUGGAACCCCUCUGCUGUGAGGACAGGCUGAGAGAGUUUGGGUAAUUCAGCCUGGAGAAGAGAGAGCACCAAGGAGACCUCCUUGUGGCCUUUCAGUACUUAGGGACCUCUAGGAAAGCUGGGGAUGGACUUUUUAGCAGGGUCUGUUGUGAACAGGACAAAGGUUGAUGGCUUGAAACUAAAAGAGGGGAGGUGU